Molecule: messenger RNA, 2052 nt
Organism: Symbiodinium sp. CCMP2592
Lineage: Eukaryota; Dinophyceae; Suessiales; Symbiodiniaceae
Source: the annotation of a GenBank genome assembly
AUGCACAGAUUCGCACUGCAGGACAUCGCGCAGGUUCGCUGGUCGCACGAUGCCGUCUACGACCACUUCAAGGAUGGCAAGAGUAUCUUCGAGACCGUCGUGGACCUGUUGCAUGGGAAGCUGAAGCUGCAGGACCUGCCUCCUCUGCAGUUGGUGAAGAAAGGCGGGCAGUAUUACUCUCUCUCGAAUCGCCGACUCUAUGCCAUCAGGCAGUAUGCGCAGAUCCUGAAGCAGUUCGGGCAACUGCACGAGAAGACAUCGCUACCGGUGCCCGUGAGCUUCGUCGAGAGCUACUCGGGGGAGGCCUUCACGAGCGUUACGGGGGGCCUGAGGGUGGACCUUAUCCGGCCACUGCAGGGCCCCAGCUUCCCCGUGCGCAAUGUGGGUCCCAGGAGGCCUCCCAGCGCUCGAAGCUUGUCUCGGGAUGCCCUUAGCCACUCCAGAGAACGGAACCGAUCGCUGUCCAGGGGAAGAUGGGUGGAGCCGGACCCCCAGGGCCGAAGGAGGAUCUCCUUCGGUCAGACGGACUGGCGCUUUAUUUUGACCGAGUGCGACGAGCCCAGCCUGGUCCGAGAACGAAGGCCAAGUCCAGCUCCCAGGCCUCGCGUGCAGCCGGAGCCUAAGGAGCUGCCCAAGAAGGAGCCACCGGUGCAGCCAAAAGAAAAGGAGACAGCUGCACCGCCGAAGGUGAAGGAGACGCCCUCACAGCAGCCAAAAGUCCGGGAGACACCGGCACAGCCGAAAGAGAAGGAGAAGGAGACCCCGGUGCAGGCAAAAGCGAAGCAGACCCCGGCAGCCCCUAAAAAGAAGGAGCCGCCGGCAGUGUGCAAGGAGGAGUCCCAAAGCAAGGCGAAGAAGGCUGCGCAGAAGACGAAGACGGACCCAGGUUUAGAGAAGGGCAAAGAAACCCCUCCUUUGACCUCGGAAGGUUACCCUACGCUCCCAAGCUGCAAGAGGACGAAGACGGAGACGGAGGUUGGAGAGCUGGUGCUGAUGUGCCUGAACUUACAGAGAGCCGUUCCGAAACCACGGCAAGCAGUUCCGCGGCCCGAGAUCCGUGACUUACUGGCGAAGCUUGCGCCCGGCGGGGAGGACUCGAAAGUGCAGUCCUGGUUAGCGGGAAGUGGGUACUCCUUGGGCCACCAGAGCUACUACGAGAAGCUCUUGCCCUCCUUGCAUCAGCUGGUGGAUCGACUUACCACGCAGCUUGCGGACACCGAGCGGGUGGGGUGUCAGCAGUGGGAGGAUUCAGCUGACACGCCGGAAAAAAGUCAGAGGGAGACGAUUGGGAUGAAGGACAAGAUCAGCGCCGGCCCCCGUCCCUAUGAUGAUGCAGACCUCGACAACAUCACGGACCUGAAGCUGCGUCAUAUCAUUCGCUUGCUCCUCGAAUUCCGGAUGCAUGCAGCCUGGGCACUGGACCUUCUGCAUGGGCGCUCUUUUGAAGCUGUGCGGCACAACCCGGUAGUUGGCGAGACCCCAAGUGCCAAGAAGCACGUUGCUUCUAGUCAGCUUUUUGCUGGCCUUGAGCCACAAUCUGCAAACCUCACCGCCCAUGCUGAGCCUCUGCUGUCGAAGGCCUUCGAGCUCGGCCGCAUGGAUCGCAUCGUCUGUGGCGUCGUUACAGCCGAGGGCCGGCACACGAGGUAUCUGGUGCUACAUCAGCACUUGUUGCUUCUUGUGCAGCCGGAUCUGGUGCAACCUGGUUGGGCCGUGGCGCGCACCCUGGUUCCACUGCGGCACGUCGAUGCGCAGGUUGACCGCACCGACCACCGGAUGUUACGCCUGACCCUGCGCCUGGCAAAGGGGGCUUCGUGCCCAGGGGAGGCGUCUGCAUACGACCCCGGCGGUGCGGAUCUGGGCUUCGGGGUAGCAGAGGGCGCUGCGGGCCCACAGACUUCCUGCUUUCUGCUUACUCUCAGCUUCGAGGACAACCAGCGGAGGCUCUUUGCGGAGACCCACCUCCGCAAGUACCGAAAGGCUGUGCGGGAGCACCUCUCCGCGAAUGUGGAGAAGUUUGUGGAUGAUCUUUGCUUGGAGGUUCAUGGCUAG